Messenger RNA from Dibothriocephalus latus, 720 nucleotides. Lineage: Eukaryota; Metazoa; Platyhelminthes; Cestoda; Diphyllobothriidea; Diphyllobothriidae. The record is from the annotation of a GenBank genome assembly.
GCUCAGAACCUCGGCAGUGCUGGGUUGCCGAAUUUUGGCGACAUCGAGACGUCUACCAUUGACAGACAUUCGAGUUUCAAGGACCUGGAGAACUCUGAGGAACCGAUAAUUAUUAAAGCGGAUACACAAGGCUUGCUGCAGCCCUCAGGAAAACCAAAUGCGGAUGGAACCAUACCGAAAACGGAGGGCAAAAAGGGCUUCGUGGCAUUCGAGGUCAAUCUUGAUGGUGUAGUGGAACCCACUCUUGACUCCUCCAGAAGGCAGCUUCCGAAGCGCCUCAAACACUUAGAACCGUUAGAAGGGGCUCCAAAACUAACUGCGGAAGAAUUAAAUGAAAAGCUGGAGAGAGCUGAACAAAAGAGGUUAAAGGAACAGGGUGAAGAAACUCCCUUGGAAUUUGAAAGAGAAGAAGCCGCUCAAGGGAGGACAAUUGAGACAGGCCGAAGCAACAAUUCCGAGAGUCAAGAAAACACCGAUAGUUCCGAUGCCAAUUCGCCUGUUCAAACGGAAGACAAGGAUGAGAUCACAAUUGAGCAGCCAGCCUUUGAAGUUCUGGACAACAAUAACAGCAAUAAUAAUGCCCAAGUCACCCCUAAGAAAGUCCUCGACCGUGCUAAAGGGGCCCCUACGCAACGACUCAUGAACCGACGAUCCACAGUCCAAAGGCCGCUACGAGGAAGCCACUCUAAAGAGCACGCGGCAGAGGAGGAGGAUCGAUGA